AUGAGUAACAAAUUUGUAACUCAACUAAUAUUAGUAUUGACGAUAAAUUUGGUAUCAUUUGUGUUGUGUAACUAUUAUCAUACAACUCCAAAUACAAAUUCAAAUGCUGUUCGAUUUCUACCUGGCUUCCCUGGAAUUCUUCCUUUCAACCUUCAAACCGGAUAUGUUGGAGUUUGGGAUGAGCAAGUGCAGCUAUUUUACUACUUUAUACCAUCCGAGAAAAAACCAAAAACAGACCCACUUUUAAUUUGGUUCUCUGGAGGACCUGGUUGCUCUUCAUUAACGGAUCUUGUAUUUGGACAUAUUGGUAAAUUAACUUUUAACAAAGGUCCUCUAUCCUUCGACGCAACAUCACAAAGGGAGUUUGGUCUACCGAGACUUGAAUCAAAUCCUUAUUCUUGGACUAAGGUUGCAAACAUAAUAUUUCUCGAUUCACCUGUUGGUGCUGGAUUUUCCUACACAACAAGCAAGGCUUACCUUCCCGGUGAUACAAACACGGCAAAACAAGCAUAUGAGUUUUUGAAGAAGUGGCUUAUGGAGCAUCCUGAAUUUGCAAGAAACCCUGUCUACAUUGCAGGUGUUUCGUAUUCUGGAAAAGUAGUUCCAUCUAUUGCAUUAGAGAUUGUAAAUGGAAAUGAAGCAGGUUUUGGGGCAAAAAUAAAUCUUCAGGGAUAUAUUCUCGGGAAUCCGGUGACUACUAAGUAUCUUGAAAACCAGACGAAAGUUGAAUAUGCUCACCGUGUAUCCGUACUAUCCGAUGAGAUAUAUGAGUCGGCCAAAGGAAGUUGCCAUGGUGAUUAUCGGCCAAUUGCUGCAAAGGGUAAUGCACAAUGCAAGAAGAAUCUAGAAACUGCAUCAAAGUGCAUUGAUCCAUUAGAAGAUGAAUUCGUCCUUGAAUCGAAAUGUUUCCAUCCAUCACCAGAUAAGUGGUGUCGGGAUCAUGAUCACAUGUCUGAAUUGUGGGCAAAUAACAUUAAUGUCCAAAAAGCUCUUCAUGUUCGAGAGGGAACGAUUAACCAAUGGAUUCGUUGUCGCGGUCACAACAAUGAUAAGUUUAACUACACUCACGAUAUCGAUAGUAGCGUCAGUUUUCAUCAAAAUCUUUCCAUGCACCCUCCCAGGGCACUAAUCUUCAGUGGUGAUCAGGAUAUAUGCAUGCCAUAUAUGUUCACAUUGAAGUGGAUGAAGAAACUAAAUGUCGUCCCAAAUGAUGUUUAUUGGAGUCCUUGGUUUCUUUACGGCCAAGUUGCAGGAUAUGUCACAGAGCAUUCAAAUGAUAACUACAAUUUGACAUUUACUACAAUCAAGGGAGCAGGACAUGUUGCCCCUGAAUAUAAGCCGCGAGAAUGUUUAGCAAUGUUUCAAAGAUGGAUCACAUUUAAUCCUCUAUAAUGAAAAUCAUAGACAUAUCUAAUAUAUAUUUGUUCAUUAAAUUUAAGGAAUUUAUAGAUUUGUACAAUACCUAAAAGGCAUGGAACUGUAUAGUUGUUUGAUUUUUGCACUUUAACUCUCAUAUUCCUAGUUAUUUAGUAAAUGAGGGUUAAAGUUCAAUUUUUUUUAUGUAAAAUUAAUAUGUUCAAUUUUCUCAAAUCGGUUGCUUAAUCGGGAAAGUAAUAAUUGGAAUUCGAAGAAACCGAGAAAGUAUUUCAUUAAGUGAUUUUUAUAUCUUUGGUCCAUUCUGUUUCACAUUAUGUGCAA
Messenger RNA from Chenopodium quinoa (quinoa), 1698 nucleotides. Its product is annotated as serine carboxypeptidase-like 17. The transcript is spliced from 14 exons. Gene Ontology annotation, biological process: secondary metabolic process; proteolysis. Gene Ontology annotation, molecular function: serine-type carboxypeptidase activity; acyltransferase activity, transferring groups other than amino-acyl groups. The record is from RefSeq and is a predicted model, not a curated record. The coding region runs from base 1 to 1392 and encodes 463 amino acids. NCBI's taxonomy places the organism in Eukaryota, Viridiplantae, Streptophyta, Magnoliopsida, Caryophyllales, Amaranthaceae.